UUUCAGUUUUUCCAAAAAGAGGCCACGAGAAAGUGAUAUGCUCAAUCGUCUCGAAUAGGUUUCGCAAAUAAUGAGCCCGCCGAUCAAAAAGCAAUGCUCCGGAUGAUAUCGUUUCUACUAUUAUUCUACCUUCAUCCACCAAUUAUACAGGCCUACAGUACCACUUUUUCUCGCCUCGAACCGAUUUCUACUCGUCUGAUUCUAGGCUCUUCUUCAUCGUCGACGGCCGACAAUCAACGUUGCUACAGUUGUAUGUCAAAGUAUUACGGUGCCUUGUGGCGUUUUGCUGGCUAUACGAGAAUCUAUCAGGAGCCUGGAUUAUUUACGGAUUCAUGCAGAGAUCCGCAAGCUCGUGGAUCCGAUGUUCCGUCUACUAUAUGCAAGGAAAAAACGAAUUGCGUGACAAUGGUAGAAGACUUGAAGAUUGGAACCGGUGCGAAAGGAUAUAUUCGGGGAUGUUGGGGAUCUGUUUUUCUAUUUGGUUUUAACAGAACUGGUACGGUAGGUGCAUUGGCGGAGCAUUCAUUCUGUCAUACAUUCAAUUUGACACAGCUUGUUAGCGGUGGACGACCGGAAGAGUCAUCUAUCAAUGUCUGCUCCUGUCGUGGACCACUUUGCAACGGUUCAACAAUCAACACUUCGUCCACGCGGACUACAAUUCUUCCAAUUCUACUUGCCACUCUCAUUGUGAUAUUUAUGUCACUAAUUUUCUGAAUCAAUAGUCUUUUUUUUUUAAUUUUCACUGAAAGACCAUAAGCACACUUUGACAUGAAACCCGGUAUUUUGUCUUUCUUGAUAUUUUCAUUAAUUGUCCAUUUUGGAGAAAUCUUAUAAAUUUAUGAAAAUUGGUGACU
Caenorhabditis elegans is the source of this 854-nucleotide messenger RNA. It is a transcript of the gene hot-9, whose product is annotated as Homolog of Odr-2 (Two). Bases 94 to 714 code for a protein of 206 amino acids. NCBI's taxonomy places the organism in Eukaryota, Metazoa, Nematoda, Chromadorea, Rhabditida, Rhabditidae. The transcript is spliced from 5 exons. The record is from RefSeq and is marked reviewed.